CAGAAAAUUCCUCUGAAAAAAUAAUUAAUUUAACCCCACAAAACGCCUUUACAAGUGAAAUAAAGUGAACAAAAGAACCAAUUUGUGUGUCAAUUUGAUGUGUGCGUGAAGAACCGCGUGAAAAAUGAGUACAUUUCAGGUUUCGGUCACGCCAACUCGCGUCAAGCAAAUGCGCCGUCUUGACGAGGUACAUGAGCCCACAGACGUCUUCAUGGGUCCGUUUACGCCAAAAGCCAUCGUUAGCUUUGUGGAUAUUCCAACUGGAAAGACCGCAAGACGAUAUGUGACUGUUCAUAACAAGUUUGAGGAUGAAGUUAAGAUUCUCGUUACAAAAGCUCCAAAAACCGAAUUAUGCAUUUCCCUGAGCUGGACUAGCAACGUAAUAACCGCAAAUGGCACCGCCAGCCUCGAAAUUGUCUGGAAUCCCGUGAAAGCGGGCAUUUUCAAAGACGCCGUGCAACUCACGGACAGCCGGGGCAACAAAAAAGACAUUUAUUUGACGAUGAAAAGUGUCGAAGUCAAGAAACCGGGUGCGAAAAAAGCUCCCGCUGUACUGCCCAAGCGGCUAAAGACCUCACCGCAACGCUCCGUGGUGCGAAAACAAGCGGUGAUGCAACAAAAAUCCAGUAUUUUGAAGAAUUCCGAGAAUCGGGCGCCAGUUCCGAUGCCCGCACUAACGCCAGGUAACAACAAAACUCGAAUUUUAGGGCAAAGCUCGCUAAAUGCCACGAAUAUUUUCGCCGCAGAGGGAAUGAAUUUCUCAAAUUUGGAUAAUUUGUUCCCGGCGGAGCGUUUCGACAAGGAAAAUAAAAGUCCAAUUACGCCGCCGAACCCGAAUGCGAUGAAUAAUGUGGAAAAAGUGACGCCAAAAACGCAAACAAUCCCAAAAGAGUGCAGCACAAUCGAUUAUUUGGCCUCACUUCCGACGCCAAAAGCGGAAAUUCGUUCAGGAUCGCCGGAAAGAGUGCGAUUUAACUUGCCCGACAUGUCAAUUAGUCGCAUGCGGACUCCAGUUGCCGAGAAUCAAACGGAUAUUUCGGUGAUGGCCAACAUGCCGACCCCCAAUGGCGUCUACGAAACAGCUUCGAAGACAAUUACGCUGCAAAAAGGGACGCCAUCGCGUGCAAAUGUCACGACAACUAGCUUUGCGCCGCACAUUUUCUCCACAAUCACGAAAAUGGCGAUGAACGAAAAGGACGAAGACAGUCUCGGUGGCAAGGAAUUGUUUUUUGAUGCGAUGGACGAGACUUUUGGCACGCAGAAAAUUGGCAGUAUGGAGAGAUUGAGCACAGAAACUUACGUUAAAAUGGAAAGGAUGAGCUCGGAAACGUAUGUGAAGUGCAUGAGUCCGAGUUUGAGUAUUCAUGAGGAGGAGAUGCAACCGACGAUGGAUAAAACAAGGGUUUUGACACCGCCGCCACCAUUGUCGAUGAUUGUGGAAGAGUCGGAGGUUGAUAUGACUACGAAGCAAGAGGGGCUGCAGAAGACCUUUAAUGUGAACGAGAGACAAAAAACGCCUCCUAAUAAGGCGAAAAAGGCUGUGGAAGAGUUGGUAAUGACUCCCCUUUCACGCGCCCGCCUCAUCUCCCAAUCCUCCACGGAGCUCAACAAGCAAGACCUGGACCUCCGCAACUUAAAAGCCAACCAAGGCUCCAUGCCGAAUCUCUUCGACGACCGUUCCAACGAGCAACUUCGCAACAUCGAGAACAACCGUUACUUCUUCCAAAACAAAGCUCCGUCCCAGGAAACACGCGGCGCCGACGAAAGUAUCGUCUCCAAUCUCGACACAAUGUUCCGCGAAAGUGAAAUCCGCGCCCAAUCCAGUCACCUGAAUCUCCACGAAAUCGGCAAAAGCACCGAAAAUGUCGUCGUUUUCAACAAAACUGUCACAAAACAUCUCGGCAUGGCACCGGCGAUGUCUUGUUUGGACUUUACCAAGUGUUCGCGAGACAGUUUGAACUCCAGCAGCAGCAGCGUGAACAGUCAAAAUGUCACACGGAACACGGGCGUCAAACCGUACGUCUCGACAUCGAGUCCGCAACUCAACCGAGGCUCGUCGAUGACAAUUUCGCCGCCAAAAACGCGCCAUUUGGGCGGAAUCCGCAACAAAGAUGGGUUUGUGGUGCCAAGUGUGUCGAACCGAACGAAAACUUGGGGCGCCAAACAACCGAAAAAGCUGAAUUUGUACAAAUAUCCCGUAAAAUUGACGUUACAAGCGCCUCAAAAGCCGAAAGAGGAAGAGCGAGUAAUUUUGUAUAACCCGGAUUUGCAUAUUUCGGCAUUUAUUAAUCCUGACCCAUUUGCGGCAACAACAACAGCGGAUCCAUUUUUGGCAUCUUCCAUGUAUUUGGAUGAACGUUCCACGGAUCGCCACGAACAAAAAUUCAAAAAAUGGUUAAACGCCUUGGUCGAAAUCCCAGCAGAUCUUGAUUCGAACAAGGGCAAAAUCGAUAUGGGAAAACUUUUUAACGACGUUCAGAACAAAAAACAAGUCGUUCCGGACACCCGAGAAAAAGUCGUCUCCAAAUAUUACAAAACUCGGUUGGAUUUUUUGCGAGUCACGGCAAUCCAACUCUAUCAAAGUCGCGAAGUGAGCGAAAUUUUGACGAAACUCAUGCCGCAAAUCGAGAAAAAUUCGCUCGUUAUCCGCGAAGACAGAGAUUUGCAUCUUCAAAUCGGGCUCCAGCAACAAGUUUUGGAUCUUCUCUUCUCUUUCAACACUUUGUGGCUCCGCUUGGGUCUGGAAGUCGUUUUUGGCGAAAUUAUUCCGAUGUCCUCGAACACAGAUGUCACCACUUUGGCGCGUUUCAUCAUCGAUCGCAUGUUCAAGGACCAAUAUUUGGACAAAAAAUACUCAAAAGUGCAACUUUUGUCGCCGACGCACAAGGAACAAGUCAAAAAACACACCCUCAAGAAGUUUUUCUGUCUCUUGCUGUUUUUGGAUACGGCGAAAAACAAGAAAAUUAUUAAGCAGAAUCCGUGUUUGUUCAUUAAGGCAUCGCCGUAUAAGGAAACUCGUGAAAUUGUGUUGAGGUUUUCGACACUGAUGUUGAGUAGCAUUGGCGAUGUCACCAAAUACCUCAAGCGAUAUGGGUAUGUGUUGACGCAUAAGCAAACGUACUUGGAUGAGUUCGAUUAUGCCUUUACGAAUUUGGCGGUGGAUUUGCGGGAUGGCAUUCGGUUGACCAAAGUUAUGGAAAUUAUUUCGUUGAGAGAGGACCUUUCCUGCCAACUUCGUGUCCCCGCCGUAUCCCGUUUACAAAAAGUCCACAACGUCGACGUUGCCUUAAAAGCUCUCGCUGCUGCCGACUACGAAAUCAAGGGCGACAUCACCGCCAAAGACAUUGCCGACGGUCAUCGCGAAAAAACCUUAUCCCUCCUUUGGCAAAUCAUCCACAAAUUCCGCGCCCCAAAGUUCAAUGCAGCUGCCAUCACGAUCCAACGUUGGUGGCGCCGUUCCUGGCUUCGCAUCCACAUCGCGCGUCGCAUCGAGGAGAAACGCUUGAAACGCCUAACUGACGCUGCAACUACCAUUCAGCGCUGUUUCCGUGGCUACCGCACCCGAACGUGGUUCAUUCCGUACAAAAUGCGAGUAAUUCAAGCUUGCGUGAUGAUUCAAAAAAAUAUUCGCCGCCAUCAAGCCGUGAAACGCUACAAAAUGCACAAAAUGCGUCAAAGUCAGGAUUAUUGCGCCACCAAAAUCCAAAGUUACUACAAAAUGAAGCAAGUUCGUCGGGGAUAUCUCAUGUUCCGCGAAGCCACGAUCACAAUUCAACGUUUCGUUCGUGGAUUUUUGCAAAUGAAACGAGAUCGGACGAAUUUUAUCCUCAUGCAGAUGGCAACGUCUUCGAUACAGGCGAGAUAUCGAGCCCAGCGAGCGAUGAAAAUCGAAAGACGAGAAUUUUUGAGACUCAAAAGUGCCACAAUUGUCAUCCAGCAACGACUUCGAGCGACUUUGAUGAUGAAAAUUCAACGAAAAAAAUAUUUAGAGACGAAAAAUGCUGCAAUUUCGAUCCAAAAUCGCUACAGAGCCUUGUUAAAGGGACGUGCAAUGAGAAAAAAUUAUUUGGAAACUCGUGACGCUGCUAUUUCCAUUCAAAGACGCUUCCGUGCCACACUUUUAAUGAGAAAAGAGGUCACUUUUUAUCAAAAACUCAAAAUUUCCACAAUUUUGAUUCAAAAAUUCUACCGCGGACACAAAUUAACGCAAGAAACGCGCAAAAAUUUCAUCAAAACCCGCGAAUCAGCGAUCGUUUUGCAGAAAAAAUGGCGCGCGACACUCGAAAUGAGAAAAUGUCGCGUAAAUUUCCUUCAAAUGCAAUUCAAUGCAGUCGUCGUUCAACAAAGAUUCCGCGGAUUGCUUCAAAUGAGGGUCCAGCGUUCAAAUUUUUUGAAACUCCGACAUGCGGCGAUCACUUUUCAACGUCAAUUCCGUGCCUUGAGAGCGAUGCGAGUUCAACGUCUCGAAUUUUUGCGUCUGAAAUCCGCCGCAAUUACUCUGCAAAGACGUUUCCGUGCCAAAACUUCAAUGAAAACCCAAAAAAUCGAGUAUCAAGAGGUGAAACGCUCCACAGUGGUCAUUCAACGUCGUUUCCGUGCAAUUUUGGCGAUGAAACGUCAACGAAUGGAGUUCCUUCGCACGAAAAGUGCGGUAAAAGUGUUGCAAGUGCGUUUCCGUGCCUUGAUCGCGAUGCGCCAGCAACGUGUCGAGUACCUAAAACUCCGGGAAGCCACCCAAGUGCUUCAAAAUCGGUUCCGUGCCCAAAAAUUGAUGAAAGAACAACGUGCCAAGUACCUGGAAUUCAAAUCUUGUGUCGUUAAAAUGCAAAAACGGGUCCGAGCGACACUGGAAAUGAAGAAAACCCGCAUGGAAUACUUGAAAUUACGAAAAUCCACGGUGGUUAUUCAACAAAAAUUACGUGCAACGCUCGAAAUGCGACAAAAAAGGGUCGAAUUCCUACAGAAAAAGGCUGCGGCGACUCUAAUUUCGCAAAAAUAUCGCGCUUUAGUGGCAAUGAGGACCGAAAGACGUCAAUUUUUGAUCGUAAAACGGACAACAAUCGUCAUUCAACGACGUUUCCGAGCGAUUUUAGCGAUGCGAGUCCAACGAGAAGCCUAUUUAACGAUGAAAUCAGCUGCCGUUUGCUUGCAAAGCCGUUAUCGAGCCUUAAUUCAGAUGCGGGAACAAAAACAGACCUUUGUGGUGCUUAAAAAAUCCGUAAUUGUCGUGCAACGAAUUUUCCGUGCCAAUAUUUUGAUGAAAAAGCAACGAACUGAAUUCCACUUUCGAACGGCGGUUGUUUCGGUCCAAAAUCGAUUCCGCGCCCAGUUGGCGAUGAAAUUGUUGCGAUCGGAAUACGAAAAAAUCAGAAGUUCGGCGGUGAUUUUGCAAAAAAGAUGGCGCGCGGUGCUGGAAAUGCGACGAGAACGCAUCAAAUACCUGGAAAUGCGUCAAGGAGCGAUCGUUAUACAAGAGAGGUAUCGUGCCUUGUGUGCCAUGCGAAGGUCUCGUGAUGAGUUUUCAUCGUUGAAGCACGCAGCGAUCGUUUUUCAGCGUCAAUUCCGUGCCAGACAAGCGAUGAUCAAGCAACGUGUCGAAUAUUUGACGCUUUUGAAGGCCACAAUUACGAUCCAGAUGCAUUUCAGAGCGUUGCGGGAAAUGCGGGAGCAGCAAAAACGCUUCAACGAACUCAAAUCUGCCGCAAUUUCCUUGCAAAAACACUUCCGAAGUUAUUUGGUGAUGAAAAAAAUUCGUCAAGAUUUCCUGAAAAAACGAAAUGCCGCCAUUUUGAUCCAACAACGCUUCCGUGCGGUCAAAGAAGCCGCCCGCCAGCGAGAAAAUUACCUGAAUUUACGUCAAUUUGUGAUCAAAUUCCAAGCGCGCAUUCGAGGACAUUUAGGGCGAAUUGCCUAUAAUGCGCGACUUACGCCCGAAGUGCUCGAAGCAAGACGUCGCGUCAAAGCUGCGCGCAAAAUUCAAGCCGUUUGGCGCGGAUUUAAUUGCCGCAAAAAGUUCCAAACGCAAAAAAUGAAGCAAAUUUGUAAGAAAUUGAAAGUUUCGAAGAAACCGAUGAACCGGCAAAAGAGCGUUCGGGAGCAAAUUGUCCUGGAUAUCGGAAUUCUCAAGGGAACGUAUCGCGUUUACGAGGCAAUCACGAUUUUGAAGCGACUGGAACGGAUGUCGCGCAUCAUUCCGCAGAUCCUGAUACCGCAUGCCGGGUUUAUUUCGACUUUUUGCUAUGGAUUGAUGGCGUUGACGAUCAGGUCGGAGCCAGAUAAGCAAGUUAUUGAGUUGUGUGCGUGUAUUAUAUUGAAUUUGUCGCGGUAUUCGGAGACGAAGGAAGUGGCGUUUUCGGAAUACGGCUUGAUGACAAUCGCUCAAAUGUUGCUCCGUUGGUGCGACAAGGAAUGCGGAAUAUUCAUCACGCUCUGCACUUUGAUCUGGAUCUUUGGUCACAAUCCCGAAAUGAAUGAAAAAAUUCGCAAAUUCAUGGUCACCCCAGAUGCGAUCUACAUGUUGCGAGAAACGAAAAAACUCACGUUGCGCAAGGAGAAAAUGCGUCAAACGGUAAACAAGCAAUUCGGCAGCUACUUGAACGAUGGCGUCGUGAGCAGCAGUUUGAAACUUUUGCCCAACCUGGAACCCGAUUAUGGACUAAUCAAGGGCAAGCCGUACGUCUUUAUGUCGCCGUCGUUUGGCUUGGAAACGGUCUUGAAGAAAUUUAAUGUUCAAGUUUAAUUAUUAAUUUUUUUGUUUUUUUUCUGUUGAGGAAAAAUAUUUUAUAUGUAAAAUAAUGUUUCGCACAAAAUUUAUCUAAAUUAUUCGUUUAAAUUAAGAGAGAUUUACUGAAUUUGUUUGAAAAAGAGACUUUUGGAGACCAAAAACGGUCAAAUUUGUACAAAAAAUAAUGAGAAAUAAAAUAUUG
Messenger RNA from Culicoides brevitarsis, 6926 nucleotides. RefSeq names its product protein abnormal spindle (gene asp). The record is from RefSeq and is a predicted model, not a curated record. Gene Ontology annotation, biological process: establishment of meiotic spindle localization; spindle organization; mitotic cell cycle. Lineage: Eukaryota; Metazoa; Arthropoda; Insecta; Diptera; Ceratopogonidae. Gene Ontology annotation, molecular function: calmodulin binding. Gene Ontology annotation, cellular component: spindle pole.